GAUGAUGAGCCUCCCACCAAAGGGAAGAAAAAGAAGAAGAAAAAGGAGGAAGAGAUCGAUAUUGAUGUGGAUGACCCAGAAGUUAGCCGCUUUCAGUAUCCCUUUCAUGAACUGAUGGUGUGGGCUGUGCUGAUGAAGCGGCAAAAGAUGGCACUCUUCCUUUGGCAGCGAGGGGAGGAAACCAUGGCCAAGGCACUUGUGGCAUGUAAACUGUACAAGUCUAUGGCCCAUGAGUCUUCGGAGAGUGAGCUGGUGGACGACAUCUCUCAGGAUCUGGACAACAACUCAAAAGAUUUUGGCCAGCUGGCUGUUGAACUCUUGGAUCAGUCCUAUAAACAUGAUGAGCAGAUUGCCAUGAAACUACUGACCUACGAACUGAAAAACUGGAGUAAUUCUACCUGCCUAAAACUGGCUGUGGCAGCUAAACACAGGGACUUUAUUGCCCACACGUGCAGCCAGAUGCUUUUAACAGAUAUGUGGAUGGGGCGACUACGCAUGCGGAAAAAUCCAGGCCUUAAGGUUAUAAUGGGGAUUCUUUUCCCUCCCACCAUCCUUUUCCUAGAGUUUCGGAGUUACGAUGAUUAUUCUUACCAGACAUCAAGAGAAAAUGAAGAAGGCAAAGAAAAGGAGGAGGAAAAUGUGGAUGCAAAUGUGGAUACAGGCUCCCGAAAAGGAGAUGAAGAGAAUGGAAAUAAAAAGCAAAAUAGCCUUCCUAUUGGAACAAAGAUCUAUGAAUUCUAUAAUGCACCUAUUGUCAAAUUUUGGUUCUACACAAUAUCAUACCUCGGUUACUUGAUGCUAUUUAAUUAUAUCAUCUUGGUGCGGAUGGAGCGGUGGCCAUCAGUCCAGGAAUGGAUUGUCAUCUCCUACAUUGUGACCCUGGCUUUAGAGAAAGUAAGAGAGAUUCUGAUGUCAGAGCCUGGCAAGCUGAGCCAAAAAGUGAAAGUUUGGCUCCAGGAAUACUGGAAUAUUACUGAUCUGGUGGCUAUUUCAGUGUUUAUAAUAGGAGCAAUUCUUCGCCUACAGAACCAGCCUUACAUGGGUUAUGGAAGAGUGAUUUACUGCGUAGAUAUAAUUUUCUGGUACAUUAGAGUACUAGAUAUCUUUGGUGUGAACAAAUAUCUGGGACCUUACGUCAUGAUGAUUGGAAAGAUGAUGAUUGACAUGCUCUACUUUGUGGUCAUCAUGCUUGUGGUUCUGAUGAGUUUUGGAGUAGCCCGCCAAGCUAUCCUGCACCCAGAUGAGGAGCCUUCGUGGAGACUAGCUCGCAACAUCUUCUACAUGCCCUACUGGAUGAUCUAUGGAGAGGUGUUCGCAGACCAGAUAGACCUCUAUGCCAUGGAAAUUAAUCCUCCUUGUGGAGACAAUCUUUACGAUGAUGAUGGUAAACGCCUCCCUCCAUGUAUACCAGGGGCCUGGCUCACUCCUGCUAUUAUGGCCUGUUACCUCUUGGUAGCAAAUAUCCUGUUGGUAAACCUGCUGAUUGCUGUCUUCAACAAUACAUUCUUUGAGGUAAAAUCAAUAUCCAACCAAGUCUGGAAGUUCCAGCGGUACCAGCUGAUUAUGACGUUCCAUGACAGACCUGUCCUUCCACCACCAAUGAUUAUCUUCAGCCACAUCUACAUAAUCAUCAAGCGAAUCUGUUGUCGCUGCAAGAAGGGUGAAGGAGACCAGGAUGAGCGUGACAGGGGACUGAAGUUGUUUCUGAAUGAUGAGGAGCUAAAAAAACUGUAUGAGUUUGAAGAGCAGUGUGUAGAUGAGUACUUCCAGGAAAAAGAGGAUGAGCAGCAAUCUUCUAAUGAUGAACGCAUCAGAGUUACCUCUGAAAGAGUUGAAAAUAUGUCUAUGAGGCUAGAAGAAGUGAAUGAAAGAGAACAUUUUAUGAAAGCUUCUCUUCAAACAGUUGACCUUCGACUCUCUCAGUUGGAAGAACUAUCUGGUCGGAUGGUGAAUGCUCUAGAGAAGCUGGCAGGUAUUGACAAAUCUGAGCUGACAUACACACGUUCUCGGGCUUCAUCUGAGUGUGAUGCUGCGUAUCUCUUAAGGCAAAGCAGUGUUAACAGCUCUGAUGGCUACAGCAUGUACAGAUACCAUGUCGGUGGUGAUGAAUUAACAUAUGAUGACAGUACUGCUCCAAUGUCACCAGCCAUGGGAUUGCGUAAAAAAGCCCAUUCCCUUGGUACCAAAGAAGAUGGAGCAGACCCAAGGAUGCUGGUUCCAGAACACCACACCAGUCUCCAUUAUACCUCUAGUGCUAAUGCAGUCACCACAGCAGAUUACAGUAAAUCUACAUUAGAAAUUGCACAGAAUGUUUCCAGACCCCAUUCUUGUUCAGGAGGUUUUGAGGAUGAAAAGCAGGGGAUUUUCAAGAGUGAUGGAAUGGUUCCUCGAAGCAUGAACCAGAUGGAUGCUGUUACAAACAGACAGUCAGUACCAAGAUCAGAUUUUCAGAAUACUCAGGUAAAAGUAGAACGUACCAAGUUAGAAGCAACCAUCUCUUAUCCCUUGGAAAAAUCUAAAGCAAUGCGCUAUUUUCCUCCUGAAACAUUCAGUGCUUGUCAAACCACUAUGAUGAAGUCGAGGAGCUUUAUAUUUGCACAUGGUGGGAAGCUGGUCGGAGGAGUUAAUAACUGGACCACAGAGUAUAGUACCAUCAUGGAUCAGGUGUGCCCUUCUACAAUUGAACAAUGGGCCACAGAGUGGAAAUACGAAGUUGAGCAGCAACUUUCUCAAGAGCGUCCUCCAGAAUACCCUGGUGUUAUCUCUGAAGCAGAAAGGCAAGCAGAGCAGAAACAGUUGCAGAUGGACACAGACGACAGUGAUGUUGGUGAAGUAGGUAUGAGUGCCUCUUACACCUCUAUGCCUGCCACUGUCAAGGCUGAGAAUUUAUUGUCAGUAAAGCCAGAAAGGACUUCGGGGUUCCCAUCAGUACGGUCAAAGAGUUUGCACAGCCAUUCUCGGAAAGCCAAGUCUGUAAAGGACAAGUUAAAUAGACCAGGACAUGCCAGCAGUGUAACUAAUUUGGUGGUAGCAUUUGGGAGUGCAACAGAAGAACAGAGGGCUAGGCAAGACAAUGCAUCCACAGAAACGGAAUGUUAA
Messenger RNA from Eurypyga helias (sunbittern), 3099 nucleotides. It is a transcript of the gene TRPM1, whose product is annotated as transient receptor potential cation channel, subfamily M, member 1. The transcript has 12 exons. The record is from RefSeq and is a predicted model, not a curated record. Gene Ontology annotation, cellular component: membrane. Gene Ontology annotation, biological process: calcium ion transport into cytosol; protein tetramerization. NCBI's taxonomy places the organism in Eukaryota, Metazoa, Chordata, Aves, Eurypygiformes, Eurypygidae. The annotation marks the transcript as partial. Gene Ontology annotation, molecular function: calcium channel activity.